This is a messenger RNA of Lathyrus oleraceus (garden pea), 408 nucleotides long. RefSeq lists its product as uncharacterized. The transcript is spliced from 2 exons. The record is from RefSeq and is a predicted model, not a curated record. Bases 1 to 408 code for a protein of 135 amino acids. NCBI's taxonomy places the organism in Eukaryota, Viridiplantae, Streptophyta, Magnoliopsida, Fabales, Fabaceae.
AUGACACAAGAUAUAACCACCAUCUGCUUAUAUGUCGAUGACUUGCUAGUAACUAAAAAUAGCAUGGAGAAUUUGUCGAAGUUUAAAGAGUUGAUGAAGAGGGAACUUGAAAUUUUGGAUCUUAGAAACUUGUCAUAUUUCCUAGGCAUGGAAUUUCUAAUUACUAAGCAAGGUAUGGUGUUGCAUCAAAGGAAGUAUGUCAAGGAAAUACUCAAGAGAUUUAGGAUGAAUGAUCUGAAUCUUUCAUCCUCACCUAUCAAACCUAAUUUGAAACUAGAGAAGCAUGUAGAGGAGGACAAGGACGGUGUCACUUUGUUCAAACAAAUUUUAGGAUCUCUGAGGUGUCCUCAGGUUGGAGAGCUCUAUCUUGGACAAUUGUUGGUUUUUUGUGUACUUAUAUUUCUAUAG